Messenger RNA from Trichoderma atroviride IMI 206040, 3171 nucleotides. Its product is annotated as putative NRPS-like protein biosynthetic cluster. The record is from RefSeq and is a predicted model, not a curated record. NCBI's taxonomy places the organism in Eukaryota, Fungi, Ascomycota, Sordariomycetes, Hypocreales, Hypocreaceae.
AUGAAUGGCUACGCAAAGCCGCCGAAACCGCAGUACGGAAAACGACUGCUACCCAAUAUAGUCGACGACUAUGCAACCUACGAACCAGAGCGUGUUUUUGUCUACCAGCCUUAUUCCAGCAACCUCGAAGAUGGCUAUCGCCCCAUCACGUUCACAGAAACCUCUAGGGGUGUGAACCACCUUGCUCGCGAGCUAUUGAAAGAAAGACAAGAUACCACCGAUGAGAAAGACAGCUUUCCUACCGUGGCUUAUAUCGGACCAAGCGACGUACGAUACACCAUAGUGAUGCUUGCGUGUAUAAAGGCACAUUGCCAAGCGUUAUUCAUCUCUCCGCGAAAUAGCCUUGAAGCACAGCUUUCGCUUUUCAAAAAGACACAAUGCGCCCAAAUCCUGUACGAGCCCUCGAUGCAGUCCACUGUAGAGCCCUUGCUCCAGUUCUAUCCCAUGCCAGCGAGAGCGGUUCCUCCUCUUGAAGAUUGGCUUCAGUCGACUGCGCCCCAUGUGCCAUACGAUGUACCAUUUGAUGAGGCUAGAUUCCAUCCUUUGGCUGUUCUUCACACAAGUGGCUCUACUGGUAUUCCAAAGCCUAUUACUGUUCGCCAGGGAAGCGCUGCCAUUGUCGACGAUCUACGAGAGGUAUAUAUGGAUGGCUCUCCUGUAGUAUGGACUUAUCUUCCCAGCACUUGCUCGAAAGUAUUUAUACCAAUGCCCGCGUUCCAUAUGGCAGGAGUUGGUUGUAUGUCAUUUUUUGGAAUUUAUUUUGGAGUUCAGCUAUGUCUGGGAGUGCCAAAUCGCCCUGUAAGCGCAGGCCUUGUUGCCGAAUGCCUAAAGUUCCUGGGGGAUUGCGAUGCAGCUGUUCUUCCUCCGUCUAUCAUUGAAGACAUGAGUUCCAACGAAGAACAAAUUCGGCUUUUAGCCGAUCUCAAGAUGGUUGGCUUUGGUGGAGGUAAUCUAUCUCCCUCGGUGGGCGACAAGAUUGUGAGGAAAGGUGUCAAUCUUUUGAAUGCUAUAGCUUCUACCGAGGUCGCGCCAUAUGUCAUCCAUCGCCAGACGGACCCCAAAAUGUGGCAGUGGUUCAUCGUCAACGCUGAAGAAAUGGGAGCUGACUUCCGUCUGAUAGCGGAUGAUGACAUUUACGAAAUGUUCAUUGUUCGAAAGGAUCCAAAAGAAGCUAUGCGACAACCUCUCUUUUAUACUUUCCCUGAGAAGACCGAGUGGUCAACAGGUGAUAUGUAUAAGAAACACCCAACCAAGCCAAAUCACUGGCAAUACUGGGGUCGCACUGACAACGUUAUAGUCUUCUCCACUGGCGAGAAGCUCAAUCCAGUCACAAUUGAGGCUGCCGUAACGGGUCAUCCCGCGAUCAAAGGCGCUCUUGUGGUCGGACAGCAAAGGAUGCAGCCUGCGCUGAUUUUGGAACCUCAUAAGUACCCAAAAGACGAGAAAGCAGCCAGAUCGCUUAUUGAUAGCGUAUGGCCAAUUGUCUCAGACGUGAAUAAAGUCACCGUGGCUCAUGGGCGAAUUGUCCGCGAUAUGAUUGUCCUCGCAGAUCCUAGCACGCCAUUUUCAAUGUCAGGCAAAGGCUCAAUACAACGAGUGGCAACUGUCACAGCAUAUAAAGAUUUAAUUGAUGGACUCUAUGCCCAGCAAGACGAAGGCAUUGAUAUGGGCGACACGAUUUCUCUGGACAUAACGAGUCCAAAGGCCAUGGCACAGUCGAUCUUGGAUAUUGUCAGAUGCCAGAUCCAUAAACCAGCGGUCGACAUUGAAGCGGAUCUUUUUAGCACCGGCAUGGACUCAAUGGAAGUCAUCACUUUGUCGAAGAUCCUUCGAUCUAGCCUAGAGUCUGCUGGUGUAAGGCCUGAUAAAGAUGCCGUUGCACCUCGAAUUAUCUAUGCAAAUUCGACAAUUAAAGGACUAGCCAAGCAUUUAUACUCCUCAGUGAUCACUGGAAGUACCGAGGACGAUUCCGAAGAAAGAGAAAUCGGUGCUCUGGUCAAACUCAUGUCCAAAUACACCAAGGAUCUGCCGCCUCCCAACACAAAUCAGUCCAAUCCCUUGGAUGAAGAGCAGACAGUUAUCGUAACGGGCACUACGGGGUCUCUUGGUGCUUAUAUGCUCGACCUUUUGAUCAAAAACCCUCGAGUAGCAAAAAUUGUUGCUUUCAAUCGUGGACAAGAUGGAGGUAGCUCCCGUCAGCCAGCAUACAACUCGUACCGUAACUUGAGCACAGACUUCUCCAAGGUUGAAUUCCUCGGUGUUGAUUUGUCCAAGCCAUAUUUCGGCCUCCCUAUGGAGAAAUACAACGACGUCCUAGCCACAGCAGACCGCAUCAUUCACAACGCAUGGCCCGUCAACUUUAACAUUAGCGUCAGUUCGUUUGAACCCUACAUUUUUGGUGUACGCCAGCUUGUGGAUUUCUCCAACAAAGCAGCCAAAAGAGUCCCCAUUAUAUACAUUUCAAGCGUCGGUACUGUCGGUAACUGGACGCGCCCACAAUCAAUCCCUGAGCGCCGCCUCGAGGAUUUGACUCUGCCCGCCAUGGGCUACGGCCGGUCAAAGCUUGCCGCAAGCUCCAUCUUAGAUGCAGCUGUUGAGCAAUCGGGCAUCCUGGCUGCUGUUAUUCGCGUCGGACAAAUCGCUGGUUCACGAGCCAAACAGGGCGUGUGGAAUCCCCAGGAGUUCAUCCCGAGCUUGAUUGCUAGCUCAGUGCACCUCGGAGUGCUUCCAGACCGGUUCAGUAAGACAGACGUUGUAGACUGGACGCCGGUUGAUGAUAUUGCUGGCUUAAUCUUAGACGUCGCUGGAAUUACUCAUAAGAUCGAUCCCUCAGCCAUAUCGGGUUACUUCCAUGGAGUAAACCCUUUGGUAACUAGCUGGACCAAGCUCGCGGCAGUUCUCAAGAGCCACUAUUCUGGAAGAAUAAAGGAUAUCGUGCCUUUGACUGAAUGGAUACGAAUUCUUGAAGCAAGUGCUGUCAAUGCAACGGCGGACGAUGUAAACAGAAAUCCUGCCAUCAAGCUCCUUGAUGCGUAUAAGGGCAUAGCAUCCGGCAGUGGCCAUCCCAAGUGGGAUAUGGAGAGAACCAUGGCACACAGCCCGACCAUGAGAAAUAUUGGACCAGUCGAUGAGACCUUGAUGAAAAACUGGUGUGACCAGUGGAAGUAUUGA